Molecule: messenger RNA, 2010 nt
Organism: Plenodomus lingam JN3
Lineage: Eukaryota; Fungi; Ascomycota; Dothideomycetes; Pleosporales; Leptosphaeriaceae
Biological process (GO): lipid metabolic process
Source: RefSeq, a predicted model, not a curated record
AUGGCGCUUCAUCCUGUCGAACCGGAGCAGCGGAGGAAGAAGAAGACGUCGCACACGUCGGUUAAGCCGUGUGAACCACGACCUAUUCCGAAGGAGCCCUCGAGACCACCACCGCCAUUGCCCGUAGAUUCGUUUCUGCAGGACUUUGUGCCGCAGGAUCAGGCUGCGUCGACGCAGUAUAUUGAUGUUCUGUCGCCGCUUACCGGUACGCCCCCGUCUCGGCCGCAACUAUCUAGCUAUCAUGCGCUUCCUACGAGUCCACUGCAAAAUCCCAUGUACCACUCACCGCCUCUGCAUCAGUCUCCCUAUGGCCAACCACCUGGCUUUCCACCUGCCGAACUACUGGCAUCGUAUCCAAGUCAAUCGACUAUACGCUUCGCUCCUGUUCCGCCGCCGAAGCCACAUGACUACACCUUCAAAGAGCAAAGGGAUAAAAUGGACCGUGUGGCUGCAAAGUCCUAUAGCAAUCUGCGAGAUAGCGCUGGAAAGACAAUGACCAAGGUGACGACCAACUGUAUUGAGCGACCUACGCAUUUAGUGGCUAUGAAGAGCAUGCAGACGCUGUGCAAGGGAGCGGCUCUUUGUGAUAUCAUCAGCUCAAAAUUCGACUCGGUCAUUACUAGUAUUGAUGAAGAGAAGUUUAGUGGGAAAGAGCAGGAUCUCAUCAUUUAUGACAACCAGCAACAACAUGACCAACAGCCACAGCCACCGCAACAUGCACCUGCGGUCCGUCCACCAAUCGAGGAAUCCAAAGUACAGGAAUCACAUCACGUGGACCCGAAUCUUGGAGAACGGAAAGGCUGGAAUCAUUUUUCAAAGGUGUGGCUGUAUGCCAACUCGCGUCUCCCAGCCUAUCUACCUCCUUUCAAAGUAUACCUGCCGACCUAUCCGCUCAUCUGCUUAGCAGCAACGUACUCUGAGCGCGUCUACUCUCCACCGGACUCGAAAGAGGCCCGCGAGAUGGAAACUCACAUCCCCGCCGACUGGCGCACAGGCACCAAAGCCAUGGUCCUCAAAGCCGUCCCCGUCGAAGACCUCAACACCGUCGUCUUUGCCAUCCGCGGCAGCCAGACCUUCAUGGACUGGGCCGUAAACUACAACUCCGCCCCCAGCAGCCCGGAGAACUUCCUCGACGACCCAGAUAACCUCUGCCACUCGGGCUUCCUCUACGUCGCCAAGAAAAUGGUCAAGCCCGUAGCCAGCCGGCUCAAAGUCCUGCUCGAAGAGAACCCGGCGCGCUCCAACUGCAGCCUCCUCAUCACGGGGCACUCGGCCGGCGGCGCCGUCGCAGCCUUGCUCUACGCACACAUGAUGAGCACCACCAUCAACUCCGAACUCAACUACCUCACUAGCUUCUUCAAGCGCGUGCAUUGUAUCACGUUUGGCGCACCGCCCGUCAGUCUGCACGCGCUGCGCAAACCCCCGGAUCUCCGGCACCGCAAGAGUCUGUUCUACAGCUUCAUCAACGAGGGCGAUCCCAUUCCACGCGCGGACAAGAACGUCCUGCGCAGUCUACUGAAAUUGUACACUUCGCCGGCGCCGAGCAGCACUCCAUCUCUUCUUGCCGACACGACGAACAAGUCGAGGUCGAAACUCAGUCUCGGGCAGAAGAAGAGUCAACAGAAGAAUCUCUCGUCCUCGACCGUUGCCCAAGUCCAGCCUUCGAAAUCUAAACUCUGUCUUUCCCGCCCCUCUAAAUAUUCACUUCAACCCACUACCACAACAUCAACAACAACAUCAACAACAACACUCUCCACAUCCCCACCCCCACCCCCACCAGCCACAUGGCCCAUACCCCCCUGCACCCUCUCCCCAGCCGGCCGCCUCAUCGUCCUCCGCCGCCGUCCCUUGCCCGCCACCAAAAGCGACGAGGACGUCGAGGCCGUGACGGUCGACGAUGCCUUGUUGCGCCAAGUCGUGUAUGGCGAUCUGCUGAAGCAUCAGAUGCGCGUGUAUAAGAAGAGGGUGGAUUGUAUUGCUAUUCGCGCGGUCACGGGGGAUUAUGCGUGA